AUGUAUUCUCGCCUUCCUCUUCUCCUUUACGUUCUUCUCUUAAAGAUUGCCAGUCGGGUGAAUGACGCCUCUUUUUCGCCACCACCACCAUCGCAACAGCAACAGCAACAGCAUCAUCGUCAAUAUCGUCAGCAGCAGCGAGUGAAAAACGCCCCCUUUUUUCCAUGCCAAGACCAAAAUCUUGACCUUUUCGUCGACGAGAUACAAUACGAACAGACGAAUAUAGCGCACGAUUUCAGCGUCUUUAGGGCAUUAUUGUUAGCAACGAAGGGUUUGACUUGUGACGGAAGAGGUCAAUCGUAUCGGACGAUUUUUGCGCCGACAAAUCGAGCGUUUGAACGAUACGCGUUGAGACAUGCGUGUGGGAUUUCAACCGUAUUUGAGGACGAUAUGCUCUUGUGCGAGAUGGCCAAGCGGCAUCGUUUCGAAAGAAGAAUACACUCUAAGGAUUUCAUCGAUGGACGUUCGUUUGAGGAAUGGGAAGAUGGGCAUCGAAAGAGAGCUGACGUUCGCGUAGUCAAUCGUGAAAGUAAAAAGAGGGAAAUUUACGUAACAAACGCGAAAGUGAUAUCAUCGUAUCCGACGUGCAACGAUUCCGUGACGGUGCACGCGAUCGAUGACCUAAUCAUCGAUUUAUUCAAUGCGCAGGAUUUGCUCGCAACGCAGAGACUACCAUCAUUGUAUGACUUUCUCGAAAAUAGUGCGUUCGCAGAAGAUGUUUCUGUUACGCUGGAAGCAUUAUAUGUCGCUUUCGGGAACGUGAAGAUCUUUCAGAACGCCGGCUCGGCGAGGACCAUGUUAAUACCAACGAACGAGGCUUGGAGAAAACUGUUUGCGGAAACAUCUCUCACAAAAUCGAUGCUUUUCAAAGACGAAUCUAAUCAAGAUCAGUUAAAGAAUAUAGUGUUGAGGUUUCUCGUUUCAUCUUUUCAGCAGUUGAAAGCGAGUUCCGGAGCCAUGAUGUCGUUCGCUCAAAGUUACGGCGGAGAUGAUUUUAUACUCGUGGAAGACAUCCGUACCGCAGAUGGCUUAUUAAUGAUCGUUUCGCGCCUCCCUCUCAUAGAAAUGCGCGUAGAAAAGAGUCCGGCGUCGAAAUUCUUCGACCCGGUGUUUCUGUUACAAAAGAACGCCAGAGUCUCUUUGUAUACAAAUUUGUUGCGAAGCGAAAGUCAAAUUAUUGACUUUCUUCAGCAGGAACUUCCGGCCAUUUCCUCAUCAAAUACGAAUAGCGGCGACAAGACGAGAUCCGUCAUUGGUGUUCUGGUACCCACAAAUGCGGCGUUUCGGGGCGCGCUAAGAUACUUGAACGUUCAAAAUUUGCUCACGCCUUUGAAUAUAUUCAACGCUACGGAUGACGAGAGAGCUCUAUUGAAACUCAUCACGCAGCAAAUCAUCACGUACAACACGUUUCGGAUUUUAGAACCAGACGCGAUGGCGCUCGAAUCUGCCGCCAAAGACGCGACGGCUGAAGUUAAUUUUGAAUUAUUGGAUAGUUACCUCUCAUAUCCAGUGCUCAGACGACCUGGGAACGUGUUUGUGGGAAAUCCGAUUGCAAAGAAACUGAAAGUAACGAAACGAAAGGGUGAAAACAUUAUGAAAGUGCGCGGUUUGCUGAAUUCUGCUUCAGUUUUACAAAUCAUAUCGUCAAAUAAUGGCAUAUUGAUGGUAACGGAUGAACUAUUGAGUCCACCGACGGCAGAGUUGGGUUUGAGUUUAUCAGACAGGCUCGAGAGAAUCCCGUUUGCCUUCGUAUAUCGAAACCUGCUGGCUUAUUUGGGACUAUUUCCGGAGCUGCGAUCGGGAUGGAGUGAUGUCAUAGUACUCAUGGCUCACGAUUUGCCUAUGAUUUCCACCUUAUCGGGUGUUGACAUGAAUAUUACAAUAACGUCUAAUGCAACGAAUGGAGUGAACACAACGUCGUCAUUAUUUAUUGAUAAUGAAGAUGACAACAUGGUCGACGAAGUGCUGUACGAUAUAAUCAUGCGUAAUAUUUGGUUCAACCAUCUUCAAAGAGACGCGGAUUUGUACCACGAAUCCUACGUUUCUCUAGAUGCGCACAACUUGGACGAAAACGUAAACUGUUUUCAAACUCUGAACGAUGCAACAGGAAGCGACACGUGCAAUCGAUUUAACAGGGAGGACGUAUUUGAUACCGAUUCCGAAAAUGUUGAGAGAAAGGUUUACGUAGAAGUUCUCGAACAAGACAAUACAACUCAGAUGCGGCAGAUUAUCGGGGAUCAGCAACUAGCGCUCAACGGAGAAGUCAAAAUUAUAUCCUCUUUACUUAUCCCGAACUUCAACAAAAAAUGCACAAGAUUGCCUGAUUUUUCGAUAAAUAUUACGGACGACCAUGCACUGAGUCAUACCAUUGUAAUCGAUGAGUUGCACGAGAAAGUGAAAAAGCGCUUCUCUGUGGAAACUGUCAUCAAAACUUUCAAGCGUCAAGUAUCAGUAAAUUCGUCACAAACCAACGUCACGAGCAACGGUACUUCAUCAGAUGAGGUGGCAGACGUUUUCGCGUGCAAUCCUUGGUGUUUAGGCCCAACCACUUGGAUCUUUUGUAAGCCGUGCACAGGCGAACAGUUUCAAGUUAUAUUUUCAAUUGGAGGCUUCGCACCGUAUCAAAAUGGGGGAGGAGCGAUGAUACUCGCCGUGAGCGAUACAAACGAGUUAUUUUUUGGCGUUUCACCGUACGUCGAAAAUUUCUCGUUGAAGACACAGGAUUCUGGUGGUGGCUUGAGACUCAUAGAUGCGCGAGUCAAAGCAAUUGGCGUAUCCAUGCCUCGAGAGAAACCUAUUCGAGUUCUUGCCACUUAUGAUGGAUACGCAAAUAUAACAAAAAUAUACGUAAACGGUAAAUUUCGAGGCGUUUCAAGUUUAAACGGCUACCAGUUUGAACCAUUCGUCAACGACGACGUGCCUCCAUCAAUUCGAAUAGGGACGUUAGGGGUGACAACAAACAACGCAUCAUCAGUUUCUGAUAAAACACCAGCUUUAUUGAAACUGUUUCCUCGACUGCAAAGCACGUAUGACAACGACGUGACGAAUACAUAUUUAGACUACGCAGGAGACAUUGAUGCCGUAAAUGUCUGGUUUGACCACGUCAAAUAUCCAUCCACUUGUUAUAAUACGUAG
Messenger RNA from Bathycoccus prasinos, 3135 nucleotides. RefSeq lists its product with no specific name. The coding region runs from base 1 to 3135 and encodes 1044 amino acids. Gene Ontology annotation, molecular function: cell adhesion molecule binding. The transcript has a single exon. Gene Ontology annotation, biological process: extracellular matrix organization; cell adhesion. The record is from RefSeq and is a predicted model, not a curated record. Gene Ontology annotation, cellular component: extracellular matrix. NCBI's taxonomy places the organism in Eukaryota, Viridiplantae, Chlorophyta, Mamiellophyceae, Mamiellales, Bathycoccaceae.